GAGGCAGCCUUCCUUUUCGUUACACUUUAGGCUGCCGGAAAUAACAGACAACAGGAAGCGGUCUCAGUCAUGAAGAUGACAGAGGGAAACAGUUCUGGAAAGUUAGAAAUAACAAUGGACGAUGUUAAAGUCUUAAUAAAAAAGAAGGAUGAAAUUGAGGAGCAAAUAAAGGCCUAUUACGACAUGUUGGAAGACCAGGGUGUUGGUGUUUCUGAACCUCUGGUGGAUGAAGAAGGUUAUCCCAGAGCUGACGUCAAUCUAUACCAAGUCAGGACAGCGAGACACAGCAUUUCGUGUCUACAGAAUGAUCACAAAGCCGUUAUGGCACAGAUUGAAGAAGCACUGCACAAGCUUCAUGCGAAUGAUAAAGCCAAACGUGAGCAUGAUGAAGAAGAAGCUCGGGUGGAGAUGAUGGAGCAACAGGUCACCCUGCCUCCUCCAUAUGCACGAGUAGAUGCUGUAACACAAGGCUCACCUGCAUGUACAGCUGGUCUAAGAGUUGGUGAUGACCUCAUUGAGUUUGGUUCCGUUCACUCAGGAAACUUCCAGAACUUGCAGAAUAUUGCUGUUGUGGUUCAACACAGUGAAGGGAAACCACUGCGUGUCACAGUCAUCAGAGGUGGAGAAAAAGUUCAGUUAAGUCUGACUCCACAGCGAUGGUCUGGUAGAGGUCUGCUGGGAUGCAACAUUGUUCCAAUUCAGCGGUGAUCAACACUGAGACGCGUCAGUUCAUCAGUUCAUUUAUACCUGGAUGUUUUCAAACUCAGGUUUUCACCAGUUUUGUACCUUGUACUUGAUCAGUACAUAACCAUCAGUUUGAUGAAAUUCAAAAUGACAUUGAAGUUACAUUGCUUGUAUUGGAUUUAUUACUAAAUAAUGAGUAAAGGUCUACAUGAUAAGUUACUUCAAGUUACCUUUCUUUUUAUAACCGACUAGAGUCAGAGAUUUAGUUUAAUAAUGUGCAAAAAUAUUACAUCACAACAUUUUUUCCAGGUUCAGUAAAUUUUCUUUAAUCACAGAAAUAUCCAUUUCAUCUGUUAUUAUGAAAAUGAACAACAGAACUUAUGUAUACACAUUGUUGUAGAGCAAAACAAAUGAAAUAAGUGUAAAUAUAAUGAAAUGUGUUGAGGUAAACAGGAUAAAACUGUAAUUA
Cynoglossus semilaevis (tongue sole) is the source of this 1153-nucleotide messenger RNA. RefSeq names its product proteasome 26S subunit, non-ATPase 9 (gene psmd9). Gene Ontology annotation, cellular component: cytoplasm; nucleus. Bases 70 to 708 code for a protein of 212 amino acids. The transcript is spliced from 6 exons. NCBI's taxonomy places the organism in Eukaryota, Metazoa, Chordata, Actinopteri, Pleuronectiformes, Cynoglossidae. The record is from RefSeq and is a predicted model, not a curated record. Gene Ontology annotation, molecular function: protein binding. Gene Ontology annotation, biological process: proteasome regulatory particle assembly.